AACAGGAAGUGCCUACGGAGGCCGGGCGGGCGGCGGGGCCGGAGCCGGGCAUGAAGCGGGGCGGCGACUGGGGCGCGGGCGGCGGCGGCGAUGAGCGACAUAGUGGAGAGGACGCUGACGGCGCUGCCGGGACUCUUCCUGCAGAACCAGGGGGCUGGUGGGCCUGCGGCCGCCACGGCGUCCUUCUCUUCGCGGCUGGGCGGCCUCGUCCGCAGUAUCACCGCGCUCACCUCGAAGCACGAGGAAGAGAAAUUAAUCCAGCAGGAAUUGAGUAAUCUGAAAGCAACUGUUUCUGCUCCUACAACAACACUGAAAAUGAUGAAGGAAUGUAUGGUAAGACUUAUAUAUUGUGAAAUGCUUGGAUACGAUGCUUCCUUUGGCUACAUACAUGCAAUCAAGUUGGCACAACAAGGAAACCUUUUAGAAAAAAGAGUAGGUUAUUUGGCGGUUUCUUUAUUUCUACAUGAAAGUCAUGAACUUCUGCUUCUCCUAGUGAAUACAGUUGUAAAGGACUUGCAGAGCACUAACCUGGUGGAAGUAUGUAUGGCACUUACUAUUGUCAGCCAGAUUUUCCCUCGAGAAAUGAUUCCGGCUGUUCUUCCAUUAAUAGAAGAUAAACUUCAGCAUUCUAAGGAGAUUAUACGAAGAAAAGCUGUUUUGGCAUUGUACAAAUUCUAUCUCAUUGCUCCUAAUCAAGUACAGCAUAUCCAUAUUAAGUUUCGGAAAGCACUUUGUGACAGAGAUGUUGGGGUCAUGGCUGCUUCCUUGCACAUAUACCUUAGGAUGAUUAAGGAGAAUUCAUCUGGAUAUAAAGACUUGACUGGGAGUUUUGUAACAAUUUUGAAGCAAGUAGUUGGAGGAAAGCUCCCAGUGGAUUUCAAUUACCACAGUGUGCCAGCACCAUGGUUACAAAUUCAGCUCUUGAGAAUACUAGGACUUCUAGGAAAAGAUGAUCAAAGGACAAGUGAAAUAAUGUAUGAUGUUCUUGAUGAAUCCUUACGAAGAGCCGAGUUAAAUCACAAUGUCACAUAUGCUAUUCUGUUUGAAUGUGUGCAUACGGUCUAUUCUAUUUAUCCUAAGUCAGAAUUACUUGAGAAGGCUGCCAAGUGCAUUGGAAAAUUUGUUCUAUCACCUAAAAUAAAUCUGAAAUAUUUAGGACUGAAGGCUCUUACCUAUGUUAUCCAGCAGGAUCCCACUCUGGCUCUUCAACACCAGAUGACAAUAAUUGAAUGCUUAGACCAUCCCGACCCCAUUAUUAAAAGAGAGACUCUGGAACUUCUUUACAGAAUUACUAAUGCACAAAACAUAACAGUGAUUGUCCAGAAAAUGCUUGAAUAUUUACAUCAGAGCAAAGAAGAGUAUAUUAUUGUCAAUUUGGUUGGUAAAAUAGCUGAACUGGCUGAGAAAUAUGCUCCUGAUAAUGCGUGGUUUAUUCAGACAAUGAAUGCUGUGUUUUCAGUGGGAGGAGAUGUAAUGCAUCCUGAUAUUCCCAAUAACUUCCUGAGACUGCUAGCGGAAGGUUUUGAUGAUGAAACAGAAGAUCAACAAUUAAGACUUUAUGCAGUUCAGUCUUAUCUCACUUUACUAGAUGUGGAAAAUGUGUUCUAUCCACAGAGAUUUCUUCAAGUUAUGAGCUGGGUUUUAGGGGAGUAUUCCUAUCUCUUAGAUAAGGAAACGCCAGAUGAAGUUAUAACCAAGCUCUGCAGGUUGCUUAUGAAUGACUCCAUUUCUUCAGAAACGAAAGCCUGGUUAAUUGCUGCUGUGACCAAGUUGACACCUCAAGCACACUCUUCUAACAUUGUUGAGAGAUUAAUCCAGGAAUUUACUGUAUCUUUGAAUACUUGCAUGAGACAGCAUGCAUUUGAAUUAAAGCAUUUGCAUGAGAAUGUGGAAUUUAUGAAGAGCUUGCUUCCGGUUAAUAAGAGUUGUGAAGACACGGUGGUAGAUGCUUCCCUGUCUUUUCUAGAUGGUUUUGUGGCUGAACAACUGAGUCAGGGGGCAGCACCUUAUAAACCUCACCACCAACGGCAACAGGAAAAGCUUUCUCAGGAAAAAGUUCUCAACUUUGAACCAUAUGGACUCUCCUUUUCUUCAUCUGGCUUCACUGGACGACAGUCUCCUGCUGGCAUUUCUCUUGGUUCAGAUAUAUCUGGGAAUAGUGCAGAGACAGGGCUGAAAGAGACAAAUAGCUUAAAGCUGGAAGGCAUAAAGAAAUUGUGGGGGAAAGAGGGCUAUCUUCCCAAGAAGGAAAGCAAAACUGGUGAUGAAACUGAAGUUCUGCCUGUUCCCCAAGAGAGUGGAGUCAUGGAGAACGUAGAUCAAACUAUAACAAAAAAGGAUCAAUCUCAAGUUCUUGCCCAAUCUAAAGAAGAAAAAGAAAAGCAGCUGCUGGCGUCAUCAUUAUUUGUUGGACUAGGAUCAGGAAGUACAAUCAAUUUGCUAGGAAAAGCAGAUACCGUCUCUCACAAGUUUAAAAGGAAAUCGAAAGUUAAGGAAACCAAAAGUGGAGAAACAACCAGUGCUCAUGAUACGACCUGUCCUUCCUUUAGUUCUUCAUCAGAUGUGACUUAUGAAGAAGAUUAUUAUUUGGAUAAUUUGCAGGGUAGAGAAGACAAAGAAUUAAAGAAAUUCACUCCCAAUUCAGAACUUUUGGAUUCUGAGUCACUCACAGAACUGCCCUUGGUUGAAAAACUCUCAAAUUGCAGGCUGUCUAUACCUUCGUUGUUUGCUGAUAACAACAUGGAAGUUUUUCAGCCUCCUCCAUCCACAGUGGCCUCACUUGCCAGUGAAAUCUCUUUAGCUUCUUCUUUGUUGGAAGAAACUACUGAACACGUGAAUUCAGAUCUUAUGGAGGUCUGUAACAAUGAAACCGUGUCAGUGUCUUCUUACAAAAUUUGGAAAGAUGAUUGUUUAUUGAUGGUCUGCUCAGUUUCUAAUAAGAGUGGUUCAGAACUGAAAAGUGCUAACUUAGAAAUUGCUCCUGCAGAAAAUUUCAAGGUCACCGAGCAACCUGGAUGCUGCUUGCCUGUAAUAGAAGCAGAGAGCACCAGAAACUUUCAGUAUAGUGUGCAGAUGGAAAAACCUUUUACAGAAGGGAAUCUUUCUGGUUUUGUAAAUUAUCAGAUGAUGGACACUCAUGCGGUUCAGCUUGAAUUUGCAAUAAACUUAUCACUAUUAGAUUUCAUUAGGCCAUUAAAAAUCUCAACUGAAGACUUUGGCAAACUCUGGUUAUCCUUCGCAAAUGAUGUGAAGCAAAAUGUAAAAAUGUCAGAAUCUCAAGCUGCUCUGCCUUCUGCCCUAAAGACCCUGCAGCAGAAACUGAGACUUCAUGUUGUUGACAUUAUAGGCAGUGAAGGACUGUUGGCUUGUCAGCUGCUCCCAUCCAGCCCCUGCUUGCUGCAUUUCCGAGUUCAUGGUGACGUAUUAGCCCUAUGGUUCAGGUCCUCCUGCUCCCCUCUUCCUGACUAUUUACUGUAUCAGUGUCAAAAAGUGAUGGAGGGCUCCUAGCAGAAGCUCUGCUUAUAUUUUACUCCAUCAAAAUAAAUGGUUUACAUAGAUAAAUUUAUUUACCAAAGUAAAAAGAACUCAUGGUACUUUUAAUGAAAAUGGGGAUUAUUACAAGUUGUGGUGUUAUGUGUUUUCUUUAUGAUUCCUGGUCAAGAAAAUCAUCAAGAAACUGUAUCUCUAACCUUUUACUCAGGAUUGUAUAGUAUGUUUGGGUCUCAAAGAGUGACCUAAACUAAUGUUACAAACUACUAAUGAUUUAUAUAUCACUUAGUGUAGAGGGACUGAAAAUAUUUAUUUUGUUAUAAGUAAUUUUAUAGCAAAUUUACUCUAGUGCUAGCAGAUUUGCAGUAAAGCCAAGUCUGAGUUCUCUGCAUUAAUGGAGGGGUGACAUGGAAUUGAUACUCCCAAACCUAAUUCAUAUUUGGCUUUGGAAUGCAUCGUAUGCUCUUUGGUAGGUAAGUUAGUACUUUCAGUUAUAUUUUGCUUACAUCAGUGUUGAGCUAAGUUGGCACAGCAUACACUAAGUUCAAGAGAUCCAUGAGCAUGCUGGAUAUUGGUGGAUCCAAUCUGUGAUACAGGUUUUAUUAUAGAUAACUUCUUAUACAUAAUGGCAGAUAAUUUGGCUACAAAAUUUGUCUGUUUUCCACUUGCAUUUAUUUUUAAAAUUGAGUAACUAUAUCCUUAUGUUAAAAACUCAGAACCAUUUACAAAAUACUAUCAUACAGAAACAAAAUCCACCAGAGCACCCAGUACUAAAGCAAACAGAUAUAAAAGGAUUCUUUUAGUUAUGGCAAAUAUCUUAGUUACCACUUUGGUUCUUUUGGCAAGUUAAAAUUUGUGAUUAGAGUGUAAAUGGCAAAACCAUUUUUCCUGGGCUUUGAAUCCACUAACACUCAGUGGAUGCAACCAAAACAGUGACUUAGUAUACCAUACAGUUUCUUCAGUAAAAUAUAUCAUUUUCAUGUAUGGUUGUGCCUAUAUGGCCGCUGUCAGAACUAUUAUCAGACUAAUAUGAAUGAUGGACCAGAAUCUUGAGAUUGUACAUUAACAUUAAAAGCUGAAAUUCUAUUUUAUAAAACCUUAUGGUGCUGUGGAAAUAUUUCACUUUUUCUGAUACUUCACCAUAGAGACUAUUCAGGUAAUAUAGUUUUAAAUCAUUGCAGUAAAUACUCUGGUUAAUUGGUAUUGUUUAUCACCCAGAUGUGGAAUUCUGGUUUUAGGUUAUCUUAUUAAUCAUAGCUGAUCUGAAAGAUGCUAAGGUGAUUUCGCCAGAGCUGAUAGAUUUCAUGAGUCAUUUGUGUCUAGCAUAUUCAUCCCUAAAAACAAAGCAGUAUUUUUUUAAAUUAAUGUUUAAAUUAUUCAUUUAAAAAAUGUAACACCCUAUUAAUUUCAUGCUUUUAAAAAUACAGUGAAACCUUGCUCUAAGAGGGAUGAAUUUCCUGUGUAGGUUUCUCCUUUGGAAUAGAAUUUCCUGUGUAGGUUUCUCCUUUGGAAUAGGAGAUGAGAUUCAUCCUGAAGCUGCCAGUGGUGUUAUGGGGAAGGGAAUGUGCUGUCUCUGGCCGUGUGGUGGACGCUGGUGGCUCGACUCGUCAGCUUCCCCUGUUCCUACCUGUGUCAGCAGCACCCCCACCUGAUUCUGCUGUAGUCUGGCAGAGAGAUAGGAAGCACCCUUUCACUUGUCAGAGGAAUGCAGCACGUGGCAGAGGAGGUGCUGCCGGAUCUUUAUAGCCUUACUUCCAUGUGUUUGCAUGGCCAUUGAGGCUGGAUCAGUGGAGGUGAGGUGCCCAGCAAGCAGGUGCAUAGUAUCUGGGAGAGAUUACAGUGAGCUACUGCUUUGUUACAAGGGAGGUCAUGAGUGGCAGCAGCUGUUGUCAUGAGAGACAUGCCUGAACCAUAGAGCUAUCUAGUGGUGGGAGACGUGUAAUAGUAGGUUAGGGCUGGGAGCAUGAUUUGGGGUCUGCCAAAGGGAACAGGGUGUCACUUAAAGAACUUCAGAGCAGUCAGUACAUAUUCUGCCUAAACUAAGUCAGUGUUUCAAGUUCUAAAUCAGACAUCACCAACUUUUUUUUGCGUUGUGACUAUAAAGUAAGGAGAAUGACUACUCUUCGUAGAUCAUCACCUUACCUUAUAGUCAUAAUUUAGUCAAAUGAAGGAGCAACAUAUGGAAUAAGAGCUAUGGCGGAUGUGUUUACUCAGCUGUGUGAGUUCUGGGCCAGGCAUCUUGAGAGUGCAGGUGGCAGCACGGGUGAGUCUGGGGAGAAUAAAGGGAAGACAGAAAAGUCUUAAGACCAGGUGGAGGAAGGAUCAAGCUCAGGGGAAAGUGGGCCCCGAGUAAGGGUCCUUCUAAAACAACUGCAGGUGGAGGCUGAGCAGUUCCCACGUGCUCGUGUGCCAAGCAUGCCAACCACAGCAUCUGCUCUGCAGAGGAGCACUAUUUUAAACGAUAUUCUAUCAGCUACCAAAACAGUUGUGGUAAAAACGCAGUAUUUUAUUUUUUUCUUUAUUUUAUUUCAUGUCAAUAAUAUUUUAAAAUGUUGAGCGAUUUGUCUUAAUAUUUAUGGAUAAAUGUCGUCUUUGUCUCAUGAUUGUGAGCCACUAAAGUGCACUGAACCCUUGCACAUGUCUUGAAGGUGUUUUAGGAGGGAAAAAUGCAAGUGAAUAAUAACUUAACAGACAUUAAUGACCUUAUUUUGGAGUUGAAUUCUGUAAUUUGAAACAAUUCAGUUAAAUGUGUAAUAAACACAAAGUGAUCUACACUGUUCUUUGGUCUAUAUAUUUUUUUAUUAUCUAAAUAGCUGAAUAAUAAGUAGUAGUAUUCAGUCAUUUGAUAAGCAUUCGCU
Molecule: messenger RNA, 6347 nt
Organism: Rhinolophus ferrumequinum (greater horseshoe bat)
Lineage: Eukaryota; Metazoa; Chordata; Mammalia; Chiroptera; Rhinolophidae
Gene: AP4E1
Product: adaptor related protein complex 4 subunit epsilon 1
Exons: 21
Coding region: 91-3507 (1138 amino acids)
Biological process (GO): receptor-mediated endocytosis; intracellular protein transport
Cellular component (GO): AP-4 adaptor complex; membrane coat
Molecular function (GO): cargo adaptor activity
Source: RefSeq, a predicted model, not a curated record